CUAUAGUGCUGCGCAGACUGCAAACAGUUUCGGUACCGAUACCACAAAUAGCAGYAGCAGUAUGAAGAGCGCACUUUCCGAACAGACRGUGACGACGUAUAGAACGGCACCAAAAACAACAACAUCAACUGUUGCUGCUGCACUCCACCGGUACCACCAGUCGAAUGUUGCUGUUGCAAAUACUACUAGUAGUAAUCUACCGGUUGCCAACACAGCAAAUCCCAUCGUGGGGCCCACAACAUCUGCAGGCGAUGCAAAGAACUAUCGCCACCCUUCAAAACCUGGUGAAACCAACAACGGAAACGAAAUAUCACAGUCUAGCGAAGUCGAAACAACAAAUGACAACGACCUUUCCAAUUUAGAUGCUGCGAAUUCGAAGUCGUUCGUUGUUCCAGACCAUUACGAUUGGCAACGAUCUACUGAAGAAAACUACGAUAUCAAAGGUGGCCAAACCGAGGACACUAAUCACAAUCAACAAAACCCCGGAAAUAGCACCAACGCUCCGUGUUAUUUUGGCCAGUUUUUCGAGCAGCGGAACCGUUUGGAUCUCUCCUACCACGCGAUCUACGUCCCUGAACGACAGGCCUUUCAAGAUUCAAUCGUUGCUUCUAUGCUGCAUUUGGCACCGUCCAUGGUGGAUCGCACCCUUUCUCGGAGUGGCUCAACAAGUCCUGUUGCUAUUGGAACUGCUGCUACAACAGACACUGAUUGCACGACAAAGCCACAAGAAGAAUACAGGGAGAACACACUUGUUGGCCGCGAUCCCCGUCCACCGCAAUGGAUUGUGUUCACCGCCGGUGUCUACGGGGCCGGAAAAAGCCACACCAUCCGAAAACUCCAGUCCCACGGGUGCUUUCCUGGGCCCGGGACUAAUCGCGACCACGAACCCUCCAAUCCAAAUGCGUCGGUGGAACCACCAACACAGAACAAGAAUAUUCAAUCCGAGGAGUUCCACAACAACAACUUUGUUGUGGUGGAUCCCGACCUUAUCCGACGGAAGCUUCCCGAGUUUGAAGGAUACGGAGCCCAGGUGGUGGGAGCCGCAACACAGAAAGAAGCGGGAAUGAUGGCGGAACUCCUGACGGACGCUGCCCUUUCGAGGGGUUUAAGCGUCCUGGUCGACGGGAGCCUCCGGGAUGCGGCCUGGCACACGGAAUACUUUGCAAGGCUCAGGGCGCGACACCAGCAGACACAAGUUCGAACGCAAACACAAACGAUGGGAAACACGGGAGUGUCUCCAGCACUUCGGAUCGGGAUCUUGUACGUAACUGCCCCGCAAGAAGAAAUCUACGAGCGGGUUCGGUCCCGGCAGCAAACCACUGGCCGGGGUGUUCCAAUUCGAGAUCUGGAAGAGAGCACCGUGGAGGUUCCAAUUGCCGUUCACCAACUGAAGCCCCUAGUGGACUUUUUUGUGGAGAUCCACAACUCCCAACAAAAGCAAAACCAUCAUCAUCAACAAGAACAAAAGCAGGAGAACGAAAAUAAACGACAAGACCACGGAACCGCAAAAGAYGGCGACGACGGCGACGACCACGAUUUCCAAAGGAGUGAGGCCGAAAAACUCUUGUUUUCAAAGCGAUGUGUGUCAAUUUUGAAACACAACGUCUAAACUACACGUAGCGAACAAUUUUGUGCUCUUUUGUUUUGUUUCGGUAAUUUUAAAUUCCCU
Messenger RNA from Pseudo-nitzschia multistriata, 1669 nucleotides. NCBI's taxonomy places the organism in Eukaryota, Bacillariophyta, Bacillariophyceae, Bacillariales, Bacillariaceae. The record is from the annotation of a GenBank genome assembly.